Sturnus vulgaris (Common starling) is the source of this 840-nucleotide messenger RNA. It is a transcript of the gene TMEM221, whose product is annotated as transmembrane protein 221. The record is from RefSeq and is a predicted model, not a curated record. NCBI's taxonomy places the organism in Eukaryota, Metazoa, Chordata, Aves, Passeriformes, Sturnidae.
AUGCCCUCCCCGUACCCACACCGAGCCCUGACGGUGCUGCUGCUCUUCGGGACCUUGUCCGCUGCCAUGGCCCUGCUCUCCUCCAGCCUCAUCUUCCAGCUGCCGUCGGGCCGGGCCGUUCGCGGUGCCGGUACCGGAGCCGGUACCGGUCGCGGGGCGCUCCCGGAGCCGGUGGCCGCCGCUCUGGUGCCGGUAUCGGCCGUGCUGGCCGCGCUCUGCCUGGUGCUCAACGUGAGCUGCCUCCUGCUCUGCCUCCUCCACGGCUACUGCAGCACCGAGCUGUGCCGGGGACAGCCCGGGCCCGAGCGGGCACUCUGGUUCCUCCUGGACAGUCGCAGUGUCCGGCACGCGGCCAUCGGCAUCUUCUGCUGCGGCCUCUGCCUCUACCUCACAGCUCUGGCCCUUUUCAUGCUGCUGCUGUUCGAGCUGGAGGCUGGAAUCGCCAGCGCCUGCAUCCUGACCUCGGGAAUUCUCGUCCUGCUCCUCUCCGUGCUCCACGCGCUGCUCCGCGCUUCCCAAAUUUCCCAAAAUUCCCAAAAUUCCCGCUCGGAGCCUUCCCAAGCCCUGUACGAGAACGACUCGGCGCAGCCCGGGGGCGGCAGCGAUAAAUCCGCGGCUCCUCCCGGGCCCGAAAUCCGCCGGGAAUUCUCCUUCCCCACUUUCCUGGAGCGCCAAUCCCAGCCGGGCCCGGAAUUCCAGCGGGAAUGUCGCGAUUUAUCGCGCACGCACCGGACGCUGGGGGAGGAUCCGGGGCAGGGAAAUCCCUGGAAUGUCACCGGGAGGGAAAUGAGGAACGGGACGGCCCGGAAAGGAACCGGCAGGGAUUCCACGCUGGUGUGA